AUGUUUAAAAUUUUUAUUAAAUUAAUUUUAUUAUUUCAAUUGUUUGAAUGGACAUUGGGUUAUCAACAAAAUAUUGCUUUGUAUUAUAAAUUAUUAAAUGAACAUUAUGAUACGUUCAAAACUAUGCAAGAUGUUGAUAGCUAUGUUCAGGGAAUGAAUGAAUUGUGUUCUAUUCACAGAAAAAUUAUGGCUUAUAAACGGGAUGAUUUGCCCAGUGAGGAUAGUUUAAAUGAUUGGCAAUUUUCUACAUCCCUUGGAAAUCCAGAACAUUUACCUUACCUUCUCGAAGGAGAUAUGGUAUUGAGUGCAGAACAAAUUCAAUUAAUUGUCGCUGACUUUCGUUCACAAUUAUCCAAAAUAGAGUAUUGUCAAGCAAAUAAUUGUAAUGAAAGGAGGAAGCGAAUUUUAACGUCAGAUUUAAGCCGUCGCUGGAAGGAGUUCCCAAUUCCUUUUAUUAUCCAACCAGACGUUAAUCGACAAGCUAUACUCGAAGGAAUUGCAAAUUGGGAAAGAACUACUUGCAUUACUUUUGAAGAGAAAGAAGAAUUGCCUUCUGAUUCGUCUGGUUUAAAUUUUGUUUUUGGAGAGGGUUGUUUUUCAAAUGUUGGAAUGGUUAAAGGACGUAAUCAAAGAAUUGGGAUUGGAAGGAAUUGUGAUAAUCCGUUUGUGGUUAGCCAUGAAAUAGCACACGCCCUCGGCUUCUUCCACGAACAGUCCCGGUGGGAUCGAGAUGAUUAUGUUGAAAUUCAAUUUAACAACAUUCUCCCCGGCUUUUUAAACCAAUUCCUCAAAUUUUCUUUUUCCUUAACCACAACAUUUGGAAUUAAAUAUGAUUUGGGUUCUGUUAUGCAUUACGAUGCUUUUGGAUAUGCUAAAGAGGGGAUGGCUACUAUUCUUACUAAUGAUGUAAAUUAUCAGGAGACUAUAGGCCAACGAUUUCGUUUGUCAUUUGAUGAUGUUAAGAAGAUGAAUUUUGCUUAUUGCAAUGCAAGCUGCCCCUUUCAACUUCCUUGUCUUCAUUCUGGUUAUACAGACCCCAAAAAUUGUUCAAAAUGUCGUUGCCCUGACGGCCUAACAGGUCUUUUAUGCAGCAAAGUUGCAAGGACAAAAACUUUAUGUGGAGAUCAACUAAUUUUUAAAAGCGAAGAAAAAUAUAAAAAAUUACAAUUUAAAGGUGUUGGGGAAUGCAAUUAUUUAAUUAAGGCACCUAGUGAUUCGCGUAUUUGUCUUUCAAUGGAUAUUAUUCAUUUUAGAGACCAUUGCCAACAAAAUUCUUUUGUAGAAAUUCACUACCAAACUUCUUUGGGGAGAACUGGAGCAUUGUAA
Messenger RNA from Meloidogyne enterolobii, 1326 nucleotides. The record is from the annotation of a GenBank genome assembly. NCBI's taxonomy places the organism in Eukaryota, Metazoa, Nematoda, Chromadorea, Rhabditida, Meloidogynidae.